AUGGCAAGUACAACACUCUGUCGGUACAGAGUAUUAUACUCAUUUAAUUUGAGUGUUGUAGCUAAUAAGCUCUGUGUUGGUAAGCCUGGUUGUUCGGUACUAACUUCAUUUAGUUGCUUUGCUCUCAACGCUCUCAACAGAAAUGGUGCGUGUGUAUUAGUAGAAAAGGCUCUUAGUAGAAAACUGUUGUACUUGCCAUGCCGACACCAUAUUUUUGAAAUUGUUCUUCGAAGUGCAUUUGAAGUAUACUGGCCUGCUUCGUCUGGCCCAAACGUUCCAAUUUAUCAGAGAUUUAAAAAGAAGUGGGAUGAAAUUGACCAAUCAAACUUUACGGCUGGUAUUUGUGACAAAAAAGUUUUGGAAGUAAUAACACCAAUCAAAGAUGAGAUUUUGAAAUUCGUUAAUAAUCAAAUAGAAAUGGAUCAUUGUCGAGACGAUUACCGUGAACUUCUGGAAUUAUCAUUAAUAUUUUUGGGUACUACUACCACAAAUAUUACAUUUAAGCAUCCUGAAGCGGUCCAUCAUGCAAGGUGGAUGGCUAAAGCAGUAUAUAGUUUAAAAAUUUUUUUAUUCAGAAAUGAAUUUCAUCUUACUAAAUCGGAAAUAGAUGGAUUACGAGAACUUUGUUUAUUUAUCAUAAUAUUCUAUUUAAAAAGCUUGGUUCACUGCGCCGUGUGCUAUAACAGCACCUAA
Molecule: messenger RNA, 693 nt
Organism: Cotesia glomerata
Lineage: Eukaryota; Metazoa; Arthropoda; Insecta; Hymenoptera; Braconidae
Exons: 3
Coding region: 1-693 (230 amino acids)
Source: RefSeq, a predicted model, not a curated record